Molecule: messenger RNA, 2010 nt
Organism: Caenorhabditis auriculariae
Lineage: Eukaryota; Metazoa; Nematoda; Chromadorea; Rhabditida; Rhabditidae
Source: the annotation of a GenBank genome assembly
AUGCGCGUGAGAAACAUAGUAUCAUACGCAAUUUGUCGGCGAUUCCGUUGUGCGAGUCUGCGAUCACCGCAAAAUUUCGAGCAGCUCACAAUCCAACGUGUAAUUCCUAUUUUCAUUGUUUUCCUUCUUUUUUUUUCAUAUUCGCUUUUUUAUUAUAAAAAUGAAUUGUCACUAAGUAGUACUGCAAACGAGCCGACAAUACUGGCCAAGACGGAUUGUGUCUGUUCGUCUGUGCUCUCGCUCCUCAAGUCCCUGCCCCCAUUGAUUGGUAAACGUGUACAUGGCAAACGAGGCCGCGCGAGGGCUCUCCAUUUUUUUUUUUAAACUCUCGUCAAAAUUUCGUCUGUGUAGUUUUUGAAAGAAUAUAGUUAUUUUUUACAUCUCGUGAAUUUUAAAUUUUCCCACUUUUUUUUCGCAGAUUUUUGGAGUUGUUCUACGAUUUACUUUAAACUGUCCAAAAUCUUUGCUGUCGUGUUCAGAGAAGUACAAACGACUUACAUGAAAGUGCGAUCGGAUAUAAUUGAAAAUUUUUGCGCUUCAAAACGCUUCAGCGAAAGCAUUUGAACAGAAAAUGCGAGAACUUGAAUUUAGCUACGUAUUCAGCCUGAGUUGGAAAUCAAAAUUGCAGGUAAAAUGAAGCUCCUUGUCCUAUUGGCAACAUUAUUGGGCGCUGCUUUCUGUGCUCAAGCCUCUGAGGAAAUAACCAUCGCGAAUUUCAAGGCCGGAAUUUUAGCCAAAGAGCAGACGCCAAAUGAUGAAGCCCUUAAGAGGUUUUUUUUUGUUAAUUCAUUGUUUUCUAUCAUAUUUUUUGUCCAGUAUCGUUGUCUUCUCGAAAUCCUCUCACGUGCUCCAAGGAGACGCCAGUGGCCGAUUGUACGUUUCUUUCAACGUUCAGAAGAAGGCCGGUGGCGCCGCUGUCCAGCCAGAGCAGGUGAAAAGAUAUUUUAUUCAUUAUUAUUCUGUUAUUUUAGGCGUUCAUCACAUUGGAACACGUGGAAACCGGCAAGGACGCCGUUUUUAUCGCCGAAAAGACGGGAGACAAGCUUGUCUUGGAUCUGGUAGCAUUUAUUCCACGUAGCUUGAUCAGAUAUCAAGUCUUCAGGCUUUGAAAUCGUCACUGAAAAAGCUGAACCUCGACGGAAAGUUCAAAUUGAGCCUGAUUGUCGGCGGUUCGACGAUCAAGACGCCCGUCAACUGGCACUUUGUGAGAAAACGAUUGUCUUUCUUGGUAAUUUUGAACGGUUUCAGGCUGAUGCGACGCUGGAACUGCCGACGUCGCCAGUGAUCAUUCCGAAGUCGCAGGAGAUCCUUUACGACGCCCUGCCGGAGAUCAAACACAUGUUCCGGCAGCCGGAGAAGCGUCCGAGUGCCGUCAUCUCUGACGCCUUCACUCUCCUGUGUCUCGCCCCUCUCGGAUUCCUUCUUCUGGCGGUAAGAAACAGUUCAGAAACUCAUUCAUCUUAUUUCUUCCAGUGGCUCAAGAUCGGCAUCAACUUCAACAACGCGCCUCUUUCCAUCUGGACCCCCCUUUUCCACAUUGGCCUCGCAGGUUCGUUCUUUCUCAUUUCUUAGAAGCAAUUUAUUAAAAACUUUCCAAAAUUUCAAAAACUAUUUUCUUUUGGUGAACUGAUUUUUCGGUAGAAAAUCUUUGAAUGGCUUAACAUUUCUCAUUGUAUUUUCAACUCUUGGCAUUCUUCUUUUUAAAAAAAUUGAAAAAAACGGCAUUUCAAAUCGAAAAAAAAAUUUUUGCUUAAAAAAAAUUGACUGAAACUGGUAGUUUACAAAACUCUUUAUUAAUUUUGGCAUUUUUCCAGGAAUUUUCGCCCUUUACUUUGUCUUCUGGCUGCAACUCAACAUGUUCGAGACGCUCAAAUACCUCGCGAUUCUGGGAUUUGUCACGUUUUUGGCCGGAAAUCGCGUUCUCCGAGCAAUCGCCGACCAGCGGAAGUAUGCUUCUUAUAUUUUUCCAAAACUUAUUUUUUUUUUCUCUGCAGGAGCAAAGCCGAAUAG